This is a messenger RNA of Cynara cardunculus var. scolymus (artichoke), 1365 nucleotides long. Its product is annotated as protein SAWADEE HOMEODOMAIN HOMOLOG 1. Bases 230 to 1012 code for a protein of 260 amino acids. The record is from RefSeq and is a predicted model, not a curated record. NCBI's taxonomy places the organism in Eukaryota, Viridiplantae, Streptophyta, Magnoliopsida, Asterales, Asteraceae. The transcript has 9 exons. Gene Ontology annotation, molecular function: chromatin binding.
ACCGAACUCCGAGCCAGUCUCGAAGCCCCACACACUCUCCAUAGACACCAGGGCUCAUCGGAAAAUCAGGAACCCUAACGGGAAUCUAAACUCAAAUCAACGUCAAUCGAUGGAUUGAAUCAACGAAGACAAGAGAUUCUGAACGACAACGAAGAUUAAAUACACAUUCUGAACGUCAAUCGUUAAAUUCCGAUCACUGGACAUCGGGCCGAGCAACGAAGACAAACUGAUGGACACUACAGAAAUAGAGGAUGUCUGCGAAUUUACACUCGCCGAGGCCCUGGAAAUGGAACACUUGUACAGAAAACGGGGUAAAGAAUCACAACAGCAGAAGUUCUGUGAAGAACUUGCCACCAAAUUCAGUUGCUCGGCUAAUAGAAAUGGGAACUCUAUCAUAACAUGGGACCAGGUGCACACUUGGUUCCUUGAUAGACAAUUAUUUUCAGCAGUUAAGAGUAAAAGUUUAGUGGCUGAUUCAAAUGCAGCUACAAAGCAACAUGCGCCCAUAAACACUUCACCAAUUGCUCUAAAAAAUCUUGUGGCCUUAUCAAAAGCAUGGGCUGCAGCUGAAAGACCUAAGAAGCCUAAAGCUGAAAGAGUGGCAGAACUUUCAGAUUUGAUUUUUGAAGCUUUGUCAUCAAAAGAUUGUGCUUGGUAUGAUGUUGCUGCAUUCCUUAAUUUCAGAGUUCUUUACUGUGGCGAGCUCGAGGUUCGAGUGAGAUUUUGUGGUUUUAGCCAUGAUCAAGACGAGUGGGUGAAUGUAAGAAGGGGACUUCGUGAGCGGUCAAUCCCCUUGGUGCCUUCAGAAUGUCACAAGGUCAAAGUUGGUGAUCAUUUACUAUGCUAUAGGGCAAAUGAAGAUCAUGCACUUUAUUCUGAUGCACAUGCCAUAAAGGUUGAAAGGCAGCUGCACGAUAAGGAUGAUUGUACAUGCAUCUUUGUGGUUCGGUUUGAGUAUGAUAAUGCCGAGGCGGAACUUGAGUGUAGCUGUAUAUGUCGCAGGCCAUCAUGAAGGACUCAGGGUCGUGCGAGCCGUGUUGAAGAGGUUACUUUUGUAAAGAACCGGAGAUCUUCCCGGUUCGUUAGCUUAAAUAGCUAUCGAGUCGUGUUUUGUUGUCGUAACAUGGAGAAAUAACGCCAACCGUUGGGAAGUUGAAAUCGAAAGUGUGUGAUUAUCGUAUCAUCAUUGUGCAAACUAGUCAAUUUGAGGGUAUGUGUAUUGCUAUAUUCUACUUUCUAGGGCUCGCCUUAUCGCUUGCCCAAAAACAAUGACAUCUGGCUUCCCUCUUUCGUUCUAUUGUGCCCAAUUAUUUCCAUUGUCAUUCUAAAACCAUGUAAAGCUAAACCAUUAUAUCUCACCUGGAA